This is a messenger RNA of Penaeus indicus, 4120 nucleotides long. Its product is annotated as peroxidase-like. Gene Ontology annotation, molecular function: heme binding; peroxidase activity. The record is from RefSeq and is a predicted model, not a curated record. Lineage: Eukaryota; Metazoa; Arthropoda; Malacostraca; Decapoda; Penaeidae. The coding region runs from base 144 to 2975 and encodes 943 amino acids. The transcript has 18 exons. Gene Ontology annotation, biological process: response to oxidative stress.
AACUAUAGCGAGUCAGGUUACAGUGACUACGGCCAGUACAGCGAUUACAGCAGACCGGAGUACCACCAGCCCUCUCGAGUACAAGUGACUGCCAAGGUGCUCUUCGGGUCAGUCAGUGCCAUAUCUAACCUUAAGCAGAAGAAAUGCACCAAGAAGAAGUAAAAAGGCGCCCUGUCGCGCGGGCGGCGAUGUGGGCGUGGGCGGCGGUGGUGGUGGCCGUGUUGCGGGCGGCUCCCAGCACCGGCGACGCAUCCGCUUCCGCCUUCGACGCCCGCCAGCAGGAGAGCCCGCGGCCUGCCUUCCGGACGCCCGCGGGACCCAGGAACCGUCCGGAGCCGUACUCGCUGUCGUGGGCGCGGGCGGGGAGGCAGGCGCCCGUACCGCUGCAGUUCAGCGCCUCCAGCGAGGUGGGCGCCAGCAUCCUCAACCACGUGACCCAGUACGGCAUCAACGAGACGCGCUACCUCACCGCCGUCAAGGAACCCAAGCUCUUCGAGGAGGGCUACCACCUCCAGCGCGGACAUCCGGGACUCUUCCUCGCCGCUUUCAACAAACAGAAGAAGAAGAGCAAGACGCUGGCGGAGUUCGGCUACGCUUCCCUGAGGGCCUCCGAGCUGCUGUCUAGCCAGUUCCUUCUGACGCGACAGCAGGCUCUCUUCGGACUAGAACAGGUGUCUCUCAGGAACACUGCGCUUUACGACGCCUGUCCAGUCAAGUCGGAGGAGUUCUCGGAGCGACCCUGCCCCGCCUACUCCGUCAUGUACCGUACUUUGGAUGGGACGUGCAACAACCUCGACAAGCAGGAAUGGGGCGCCGCAUUCCGCCCCUUUGCGCGAUUUCUGCCACCGGACUACAGCGACGGCAUCGAGGCCCUGCGAGAGAGCGUGCGCGAGGGCCCCCUGCCCAACCCGCGCAAGGUCAGCGCCACCGUCCACCGCUCCCUCAACAGGCCCUCCUACAAGAUCACAAUGAUGGUCAUGCAGUGGGGGCAGUUCCUCGACCAUGACAUCACCGCCACGGCGCAGUCGCGGGGCUUCAACCACAGCGUCCCCAAGUGCUGUAACGAGCGGACGGGGAAACCACUGCCUGAGGCGUUCAGACACCCGGACUGCCUGCCCAUCGAGAUCCCCGAGAGCGAUCCCUUCUAUUCCAAGUGGAACCACACCUGCAUGGAGUUCGUCCGUUCCUCGCCCGCGCCCAGAGCCAACUGCGCCCUCGGGCCUCGUGACCAGAUCAACCAGGUUACGUCAUACAUCGACGCCUCUAACGUGUAUGGAUCAGAUGACCAAGAAAUGGCUCAGCUGCGUCUGUGGGAAGCCGGUAUGCUCAAGUACAAGCCGGUGAGAUUCCGAAAGCCUCUCCUCCCGCCCCUGGACCACUUCGAGGAGGGCGAAUGCAGGGAAAACUCGCGUAACCUGCAUUGCUUCCAAGCCGGGGACCUCCGCGUGAACGAGCAGCCGGCCCUGACCAGCAUGCACACCAUCUGGCUCCGCGAACACAACCGGCUGGUGACGGAGCUGGCCGACGUCAACCCGCACUGGAACGACGAUCGGCUUUUCUUCGAAGCGAGGAAGAUCGUGGCCGCGCAGAUGCAGAAGAUCAGUAGGGGACCUGUGGCUGCGACGCGGCUGGAAUCCUUCCCUGAUAACGUCACAAGGACUCUUAGUGCCUUUACAAAUCUCACUAAACUGGCUUAUAUUGUUGCUGUUUUCUUCAAAUACAAAGAAGGACCCGCGGUGAUGAAGGUGUUCCGUCUGCCGCUGCAGAGGUUCGGCUACUACCGCGGCUACCGCUCCACGACCAACCCGACGGCCACGAGCGCCUUCGCCACCGCCGCCUUCAGGUUUGGCCACAGCCUCGUCCAACACACCCUCAUGCGAUGCGACAAGACCGGGCGGCGAGUCCCCUUUACCAUCCGACUGCACCAGGAGCUCAUGAACCCUUCCAACAUCCACAACUUCGGCAGCGUGGACCGGCUCAUGCUGGGUCUGGCCUUCGAGAGAGCUCAGGGACGCGAUGUGUACAUGACGGACGAGCUGACGAGGCAUCUGUUUCAGUCGCCAGGCCACCACUACGGCAUGGACCUCGCCGCCCUCAACAUCCAGCGCGGGCGUGACCAUGGACUGCCGGCCUACAACGUGUGGCGCGAGCAGUGUGGCUUGCACCGCUUCGUCAACUGGGGCGAACUCCUGCAGGUGAUGGACGACGACACCGUGGGCAGGCUGGCGGCGGUUUACAGGCACGUGGACGACAUCGACCUGUUCUCGGGGGGCCUGGCCGAGAAGCCCGUCCUCAGGGGGCUCGUCGGGCCCACCUUCGCCUGCGUCCUGGGCCAGCAGUUCCUCAAUCUCAGGCGCGGCGACCGCUUCUGGUUCGAGAACGGCGGCUUCGUGUCCUCGCUGUCGCCGGAUCAGCUGAAGGAGGUCAGGAAGGUCACGCUCGCCAGGGUCAUGUGCGACAACCUCGAUGACAUUGACGACCUGCAGCCUAAUGUAUUCCGGCCGCCCACAGAAAACGGAAGGAACGUCCGAAAGUCCUGCGAAGGAGACGAAAUCCCCAGGCUGGACCUAGAGGCGUGGAGAGAACAAGUGGACACAGAAUUCCCCGGGUUGCAGUACGCAGGGGGCAACCUCAAUUUGUCUGUUAUUAGCACCCAGCAGGAACAGCACAGCGAGUUCGACUACCACUACGACGACGACUACCUCUCCGGCCUGCCCGAGGAGGAGCUCUUCUACCUCGAGCCUCAGGAUGACCUCGAUGACUACACCGAGGAGGCGCUGCAGAAGCUCUACUCCAACGAGCUGCCGAGGCCCUUCGAGGAAGCCGACGAGAAGAGCGGCAAGGAGGAGCCAGCGCCUGCCCACGGAGGAGGCGGCCCCGGACUCAGCCAGCUCACGGAUCAUAACUUCAACAAUGUGAUUGAACACGCGUACUCCGACACCCUGUUCUACGGCAGGAGUCUCGAUAGGAACUGAAAGGGGAGUGGGAGCGAGAGGAGGAGGAGGAGGAGGAGGAGGAGAUAAAGACGAAAGAGAGAGACUGGAGGUGAAGGAUGGUGAGAGAAAAAGAAGGGAUAGAGGAAGCAACACGUUUUGUCGAACACCUGCGAGGGUCGUGAGGAUCCGGUAACGCGUGGCAGGGUCGCGGCGAGGCUUGGGAAGGUGUAUGUGCGUCGACUCUUGUGUGUGUGUGUGCGUGUGUGUGUGUGUGUGUGUGUGUGUGUGUGUGUGUGUGUGUGUGUGUGUGUGUGUGUGUGUGUGUGUGUGUGUGUGUUCGUUCGUUCAUAAUUCCUGUUCGCCCACGUUGCCAUAGAUCCUUGUGUACAAAGACGCCCAGUUAUGUAUGUCCUCGCCUCUGAAGAUCGUAAAUAUCUUUUGCUUGGCUUACAUACGUAGUGUAUUUACUAAAGUUACCAGAACCGUUUCUUCUUGAUCAGCUGAUCAGGUGACCUCGUCAGUUUCUCUGUCGCUGUCGUUAAUAUAUAUUAUGUUGUACAUCUUUGACUGUAUAAUGAACUUUCCUCUUAUCAGUCUACAACUUGUUAUAAAUUUCCUUAUUUUCUUUUUAUAGCUUAAGAUUUGUUCUGUUUUCUGUUUUCUAGUGUUUUUUUUAAACAUAAUUCGUUAACCCAGAAUUAUUUAUUUGUUGUAGUAGAUGAAGCGUAAGCUAGUGGCGUGCUUAUACAUGUCUCUUAUUUAUUUAUUUAUAAGUAUGACCGUGUUCUCCGUUUUCUUUCUAGUUUGCUGCACUCCCUCCACUAUAAGGUUUUAGCUAACGGUAUAGGCUCUGCUGUCACGAUUUAUUUUGUUAUUGUAAUAGGAAGUAUUGUUAGUAUCCGUAUGUUGCUCUUGAUAUAGACUAAUAUUAUCUUUAUUAUCUCGUCCCUGUUUGUAUUCUUUGCUUCUUAUACACACUUACAAUAUAUAUAUGUGUGUGUGUGUGUGUGUGUGUGUGUGUGUGUGCGUGCGUGCGUGCGUGUGUGCGUGCGUGUGCGCAUGCGCUUAUAUAUACGUACAUUCAUACAUACAAGUGUAUUUACAAGUACAUAGAUUUACAGGAACAUAUGCAUAUAUACAGAUGUUUAUGCAUGUGCUUAUGAAUAUGCAGUGUAUUUGUUUAU